Hemicordylus capensis (graceful crag lizard) is the source of this 5557-nucleotide messenger RNA. It is a transcript of the gene FOXO4, whose product is annotated as forkhead box O4. Gene Ontology annotation, biological process: regulation of transcription by RNA polymerase II. The transcript has 3 exons. NCBI's taxonomy places the organism in Eukaryota, Metazoa, Chordata, Lepidosauria, Squamata, Cordylidae. Bases 585 to 2246 code for a protein of 553 amino acids. The record is from RefSeq and is a predicted model, not a curated record. Gene Ontology annotation, molecular function: DNA-binding transcription factor activity, RNA polymerase II-specific; RNA polymerase II cis-regulatory region sequence-specific DNA binding. Gene Ontology annotation, cellular component: nucleus.
UGUUGCGAUGCUCCCUGGGAGUUGUAGUUCCCCUGUCUCCCAUGUGUUUUCUUGUGGGGCCUGCCUGACGGGAAACCGAGUCCUUAGGCGCGCCUCGCCCUUGCCCGGACUACGCUUCCCGGGAUGCUUCAGACGCGCAGGCGUAGAUGCUUGCUUCCAAGCCCGUGAUAAACAGAGUGCCGCCGCCGAAGCAGGUUGACUGACUGGUUGUUCCCGCGCGGGAAGCUCCCUCUGAGGAGCGAGCAGGGCGGCUGGGCCGGCAGCAGGCACAGGCAGGACGCCUCGGUGGCUAGGCCCGCAGCCGGACUAGGCUAGCUCCUGCUCUUGGCGGCCUCCCUCCUGCGGAGGCGAGCUACAGCCAGGCAAGCAGGAGGUGGGCGGUACCACUGGGCGAAGAGGCGGGGGACGGCGUUGCGUCGUGAGGGGCACUUUGGGGCAUACCAUUCCUGAGCGGGGUGGAGAGCGCCGUGAGGAGAAGCGGCGGCGGCGGCAGCGGCGGUGAUGUGGCGGGUGAGGCGGCGGCGGUGGCGCUGCGGCUGCUGAGGGAGGCCGCGAGCGAGCGCGCGCCAAGGGAGGGGAGCGCCAUGGCCGAGCCGGCGGGGAGCCCUGCCGGGGCGGCGGAGACGUCUUCCUCGUCGCUGGCCUUGGACCCCGAGUUCCCCCCGCAGAGCCGCCCGCGCUCCUGCACUUGGCCGCUGCCCAGGCCCGAGGCGUCGGCUGGGGAGGCCGAGGCGGCGGCGGGGCCCGGAGGCGGCGGCGGCAGCGGCGGCCUGGGCAGCCCAGAGGAGCCCGCGGCGGCAGCGGGCUCCGGCGGCGGGGCGGGCCAGCGGAAGAGCAGCGGCUCCGGCUCGGGCUCUGGCGGGGCUCGGCGCAACGCCUGGGGCAGCCAGUCCUACGCCGACCUGAUCAGCCAGGCCAUCGAGAGCGCCCCGGAGAAGCGGCUGACGCUGGCGCAGAUCUACGAGUGGAUGGUCCGCUCCGUGCCUUACUUCCGCGACAAGGGGGACAGCAACAGCUCGGCCGGCUGGAAGAACUCCAUCCGACACAACCUUUCUCUUCAUAGCAAAUUCAUUAAAGUGCAUAAUGAAGCAACUGGAAAAAGCUCUUGGUGGAUGCUCAAUCCAGAAGGUGGCAAAAGUGGUAAAGCUCCAAGGAGGAGAGCAGCUUCCAUGGACAACAGCAGCAAGCUGGCAAAAGCCAGAGGGAAGGUCUCCAGGAAGAAGGCAGCAAUGCAGGUGACUUCAGAGCCUACCGCAGACAGUCCAGGCUCUCAGUAUCCAAAGUGGCCUGGCAGCCCCUCCUCAAGAAGCAAUGAGGACUCUGAUGUAUGGACCAGUAUUCGGCCUCGGACCAGUUCCAAUGCCAGCACCAUCAGCGUGAGGCUUUCUCCGAUUGAGCAGGAUGACCUUGCGGAUGAGGACCUCCUCCCCUCCCUUGUCUACUCCAGUGCUUCUAGCAAUGUCCCACCCACUGUGACAGAGGAGCUGGAACUCAUUGAUGGCCUGAACCUGAUGUCGCCCAGCUCCCUGCUGCCUGCCCCUCAGCCAGCUUCGAGUGGCCUGGCCCAGAGAAAUCCCAGCUUCCCCUUGCGGGCCCAGAGCUCAGCUGCUCAGGCACAGUCAUUCAGUAGCUCCCUCUUCAACCCUGUUGAUAUCUCGCUGCAUAGCUCUGCUGGCCACUUUUCUGGGCCACAGACACUGGAAGCCCUCCUGACCUCCAACUCACCACCACCCAGUGAUGUGUUGAUGACACAGGUGGAUCCAAUCCUGCCCCAGAGUGGAGGCAGGUUGAACAGUCAGACUUUUCUGCUCCUCGGGGAGCAGUCCUCCAAAACCAAGAUCAGCCCAGUUAAUCCGCUCAGAAAACCUUCCGAGUCACAGCUGGAGUCGGUUGCUACCAGUGCUUUGCCCUCUGCACUUUCCCUGGUGGCAUCUCCUCAGAAUACAGCUGGCCUGUCCACUUUGAAGGCAUCGGGUCCAGCACAGUCCGCCCAGGUGGCCCAACUGGGUACCCAGCCACCUAUGACUGCUGCCACUUUUGCCCCCUUUGGAGGGAAUCAGGACAGGUUGCCAAAUGAUUUGGACGUUGAUAUGUACAUGGAGAACCUUGAAUGUGAUGUGGAUUACAUAAUCAACACCGACCUCAUGGAUGGAGAAGGACUGGAUUUUAAUUUUGAACCCAUUCAGUCUGCUCCGAGCUAUCCCAGCACCUCACAGGCCUCCAACCACACUUGGGUACCCAGUUAACUUCAGGAUUGACAAAGUGCCCUUCUGGUUUUGGAGCUUUUGUACCGGCAGAAGUGUCUAGAACAUAAGGUGCACCUGGCGUCUGUCUUACUGCUCUCCAGGCCAGCUGGGAGGAAGGGGCAAACUGCGAUGGGAAAGAGGGAGAUCCUGUUAAGUGCCACAUAUCUUCCUGAAUCUACCAUAACCCCUGUGAGCCCCACCCAGGCUCUCCGUGCAGGAUCCUAAAGAAGAGUCCCAGGAAGUGCUCUACACAUGGCCAAAGACUGUUCCUGCCUUGCAGAAGCAUCCUCUGAAUUGAUGGGAUUUGGACCCAACUGCGAUGGGUCAGGCUGACAAGCUGCUUCGUACCAGCAUCAUCCCUCCACCUGAUGUCUGCCUCAACUAUCCUUUGACUUGGCACCCUAAGCCUUGAUGAAAGAAUGGAUGGGAAAACAGUCUGCAAGUUACAUGGCAUCCUGAGUUGAGAAGUCCUCUCCUUGUGCACUUUUCUUGUUCCUUUUCUGGUGGGAGCAAGCAGGGCACAGGGGAGGAAAAAGUGAUCUACCAGGUCCCUUCUGGAAGCUGAUGCCUGGCUUGCCCUGGUCUUGUGAAGGCCCCGCCUGUGCCAGUCAGUGGGUGGCACUUACCUGAAACUGUGACUGCCCCAAAGCAGACAAGCAGGUGCUAAAAGUUGUUGCUAAGAAACCAAAAUGACUUCUUCUGUGGGUUUGUUUCUGAGCUGUUCUGCCACAGCAGAGAAAUAGAAAACCCCCAUCUGGCCUUAACCAGAGCCCCAAUUGGUGUUCGGUAUUUUUUCUUCUUUUGUUUUUUAAUCCAGAAGGGCAUUUUCUACAGAUAAACUAUUUUGGAGGCUUUUAUUUUUUUUAAAUAAUCUGGGUGUGGGACAGGGCUUUCUAUGGUAGCCUUCAAACUAUUAUAAGUGUCUCCAUAUUGGGUGCCUUUCCCUCCCUUAGACAACACUAUGGCAGGCUGUGCUUUCCCCAAGCUUCCUUGAGAGCAGUGUGGCAUCUUUUGGGGUGCAUUGCUGCGGGAAGGAAGGGCACCAAGCCAGCCUUGUUCUUUGGAACUGAGGCAGGUUGAGGGAGUUGUAUAUUAUAGAUAAUUACCUGUAAAACUAGCUGCAGAUUAACUAGAAGCUUUUGUAAACCUUGGUGGGGGAUGUGUGGGGGGGAGACUAUAUAUUUUAUCAGAGAGCCCUAUUGGCUAAAACUGCAGACCCUUUUCUUGCAGCUUUAUACCUUUGAUACCAGACACAACACUAAAGCACAUGAGACUGCGGACAGGUCUGAAGAUGGGAUUAGGGGAAAGCCAGAGGGGCAGGGUGUGGGGGGAGGUGCAUGGGCAAAGCCCAGAAGCUCCCUCCCCCCACCAACCUUGUGCUCUCAGCAAUUAAUCAUGAAUUGCCCAAAGGAUGCAGACAUGCCCCUUCACUGAACAGCCCGCUUUUGCUCAGCAGCUGACAGCCUGGGGGUUGCUUGGUCUGCCUGGAGUUGGCUUUUGCUGCGUUUGGGCAGAACCGUGACUUGGGGUCAAAGAGUGCUUCAUCUGCAGGGGGAAAUUGCCGAAAAGAUCUGUCAGCUCCCUGGGGAUUGGAUUAUUUAGUGUGGCAGUAAUAGACAUCAAGGGGUAGGGAAGGGGGUAUUCUCCAGCAGUAUUGGCAGUUGUAGGCUAUCCUUUCUGCCUGAGGCAUGCUUGGAGUUUCACUCUCGCUCCUAGAGACAAGGAGAAGGCAAGGCCAUUUGCUGUCCAAAGGGGCAAGUAGCACAAGUUGCUUCUCCAGCUGGUGACUAGCACUUUUCCUUUAGGGGAUUCUACAGCCGCCUUGCAGCUAUCCGUUCCUUGUUGCUUCUGGGGAAGGUUGGUGGGGAUGUGUAAGACACCUGACAGUGUUGCCCGUGGAAGCAUAGCUCGCAGGGAGGGAGAGACUGCCCAGGCUUCACCUGCUUGCAGUGGUUGCCCCGGUUCACAGGACCAAGCUUUUGCUGUAGCCUGGCAUGGCCUUCAAGCACACUCACACACAGAGUUUGUGGCCCUAACCCUCUCGUGCCGCUCUGGGGGACUCUAGUGGCCUUGCCUUGGAACAGCGCUUGCACACUCCACCUGCCGGAGGUGUUCCCCACGGGGUUGUCCCUGGCCACUAGUCUCUGCCAGCCCUCUGCUGAGUCAGCUCCACAAGUAGGCGCUGUGGCCCUGCAGUGCACAAAGCUCCGGACGUGAGAUUUUUCUCAAGGCAAGCACCCAGACGGCUGCAUGGCGAGUGUGGCAGUCUGGGGGAGGGGAGUUGCAUUUUCCUGUGAUCUACCCUCGGUAGAGAGAUGGCUCUGAAUGUAAUAACCCCCACCCCCAGCAAGUUAACGGCAUUAAUUGUGAAUCAGGUUGCUCAAAGUAGUCUUACUUAGCAUGCUGGAGUGAAGGGCUAAAUGUGGAGGCCUUGGGCCAGGUCAAGGGAGAGGUGAGAGUCGCUAGGCUGUGGGCAUAUGCCUGGCACUUGGGUGUCCUGAUGGGCUGUGUUGUGAAGACAGCAGUGUGGGCAUCUGAAGCAGUAAGACUGUUCCCUCUGGUUUCAUACUUGCAGCUAAAGCAAACACGGACUUGAAAUCUGCAUUCCACACACAAAGGUGCAUUGAAAGAGCGAACAAUGUCGCUCCAUUCAGCUGCUCUGAUUCAAAGGACUAUUUAAGUGUAUGAAGGAUUAACUGAUCUGCAUUAAGUGAUCUUAAAUAGGCACCCAGAACCGCUUGCUGGUUCCCCUCCCCCUUUCCUUCCCCCACUUGAAUGCAAGGGCUGCUCUUGCCACAUGGUGGCAUUUCUGCCUUUGGUUCAUCAAAGAUGAAGGCAGCAGGCUGGGGGCAAGAUUGGGUUCUGGCAACGGACUGCGUUUCGUUAUCGGGCUUUUGCUAGGGCUUCUCAGCAGUUUGGCAUUCAGGAGCAGCUGGGGACUUGGUUACCUGCUAGGUCUGCAUGUGCUUCAGGGUGAGAUGUGGACUUCUUUGACACAGCAGGUGACCCUCUUAGGGCUGUGUUGUGGGGGGGGCGGCAGUGGAGUAAAGUUCAUGCAGUGUGUGUAUGCUUCCAGGAUUGGGCCUGGCCCUUCCAGACUGUGGAUAGGAGGGGCAGCCAGUUGGAACAGGUCCUGCCUUGUUUCGCCUGAAGAAUUUUUUUUUUUUUGCCUCUGCUGUAUUUAAGUUUUGCCCCUUGUAACAAUAGACUCUCUCCCCCAUUCCAGGGCUUUCCAGUGUCUCCCUCUGCUAGAGAGGCUGUGUGGAAUAUGCUAGAGGGCAAACUGUGAGAAAUAAAUCUUUGUAAUCCUC